AUAUACGUACGUACACGUGCGUGCGUAUGUACUUACACUGCUUGAUUGAUCGAUCGACGUGUGCAGCUUUUGGAGCUCUGUAUGGAUGUUCUUCGUUCCUUGCUGGAGAAACGCAGUCUCUCAGGUACUUGGUCCAGGCGUUGUGUUCUGUAUGCUGCUCAUGGGCCAGGCUACGCUAGACUGCGCGAACAUGCGUACAGUCACUGGAGCAGGGCAGUGAUGGAAAUCACUCGCAGAACACUGUUUGUAACCUGAUGGUGUGAUGCUAGAAAAUCAUAGGGG
This is a messenger RNA of Geodia barretti, 282 nucleotides long. The record is from the annotation of a GenBank genome assembly. NCBI's taxonomy places the organism in Eukaryota, Metazoa, Porifera, Demospongiae, Tetractinellida, Geodiidae.